Ostertagia ostertagi is the source of this 405-nucleotide messenger RNA. Lineage: Eukaryota; Metazoa; Nematoda; Chromadorea; Rhabditida; Trichostrongylidae. The record is from the annotation of a GenBank genome assembly.
AUGGAUUACGUCAGGGCACUUCCUCGUCGCAUUUCUGGAGCCGGCAGAACUACGAGAGCUUUAAGAACGCUUUAUGGUAACAUGGAAGAUGUUGAUUUGUACGCUGGCAUUCUUACAGAACGUGCUGUGUCAGGAGGCAUGGUUGGACCGACUGCCGCAGAAAUCAUCGCUGAUCAGUUCCGUAACUUGAAGGUCGCUGAUAGAUUUUAUUACGAGAAUCAUGUGCAGGGAACGCAGGGAUUCAACGAAGGUGAGCUUGCCGAAAUCCGAAAAAUGACCUUAGCUCGACUGGUCUGCUCGAACACCGAGGGUAUGGUGUCGGUCAGAAGAAAAAUUUUUGAGCUGGGCAGUCCUUUGGUGGCGUGUCAUUCUCUUCCACAUAUCGAUUUAUCUCUGUUUGUUUGA